GACAUGGAAAAUAAGGCAUUGGAACCUGACUCUGUGAGUAUUCCCAUGGAGGAUACUUUCAAGUGUAAUGCAGCUAGUCAGAUACUAGCCCAGCCUCUGCGACAGGAGGCUUCCACGUUGAAUCUGAAAAAAAUUGAGAACAGGACCAAAGAAGCGCAGCGCUUCACCCACCUACCCAAACGCUCAUCAGUAGACCUUGAGUUCAUUGACAUCUCUUACACCAUUCAAGAGGGCCCAUGCUGGAGGAAGAGAGGAUUCAAAGACUUAUUGAAAUGCCUCUCUGGAAAAUUCUGCAGUCGGGAGCUUGUUGGAAUCAUGGGGCCCUCAGGUGCUGGAAAAUCUACCUUAAUGAACAUUUUGGCUGGAUACAGGGAAACGGGAAUGACAGGUCAGAUCCUUGUAAAUGGGAAACCCAGGGAUCUCAGGACAUUUAGGAAAAUGUCCUGCUAUAUCAUGCAGCAAGACAUGCUGCUGCCACAUCUCACCGCACGGGAAGCCAUGAUGGUGUCUGCCAAUUUGAAGCUCAAUGAGACUAUGGAUGUGAAAAAAGAACUGGUGAACGAGAUUCUGAUUGCCUUAGGACUUCUUGACUGUGCUCAUACUCGCACUGACUCACUGUCAGGGGGUCAGUGUAAAAGGCUCAGCAUUGCCCUUGAACUGGUCAACAACCCACCAAUUAUGUUCUUUGAUGAACCCACCAGUGGCUUAGACAGUGCGUCAUGCCAUCAGGUGGUGUCCCUAAUGCGUUCUCUUGCGCUGGGAGAACGGACUAUCAUCUGCACUAUCCACCAGCCAAGUGCCAAACUGUUUGAGAUGUUUGACAAGCUCUACAUUCUGGGACAGGGUCAGUGUAUCUACAAAGGCACAGUCCCCUACCUCAUCCCCUAUUUGAAGGGACUGGGACUUUACUGUCCUACAUAUCACAACCCUGCAGACUUCAUCAUUGAAGUGGCAUCGGGAGAGUAUGGAGAUUUGAACCCUGUUUUAUUUGAGGCGGUCCAAGGUGGAAUGUGUGCAGUUGAAGAGAAGAACCAGUGUGAUAGCAACGGCACAACAAAACACCCAAAGUUCUUGUGGCAUGCUCCUAAUGAGACUACGGAUGGUAGCUCAUUGAUGCCCUGUCAUACUUUUGCCACAAGCACACUGACACAGUUCUGCAUCCUCUUCAAGAGAACUUUCAUAACUAUUUGCCGUGACCAGGUUUUGACCCAUCUCAGACUGAUAUCCCACAUCUCCAUCGGUGUGUUGAUAGGCUUGCUGUAUCUGAACAUCGGAAAUGAUGCCGGCAAGGUGUUAAACAACACGGGAUUUCUUUUCUUCUCAAUGCUCUUCCUCAUGUUUGGUGCGCUCAUGCCAACUGUGUUAACCUUUCCUGUAGAAAUGCCUGUCUUUUUGAGAGAGCAUCUGAACUACUGGUACAGCUUGAAAGCAUACUAUCUGGCCAAGACCAUGGCUGAUAUUCCAUUCCAGGUGAUCUGCCCCAUUAUGUACUGCAGCAUAGUGUACUGGAUGACGGAGCAGCCUCCCGAAGCCAGCCGCUACCUCCUCUUCAUUGCUCUGUCCAUCUGCACUUCUCUGGUAGCACAAUCACUUGGCCUGCUAGUUGGCGCAGCCUCCACCUCACUGCAGGUGGCCACCUUUGUUGGACCCAUCACAGCUAUCCCAGUGCUGCUUUUCUCUGGAUUCUUUAUCAGCUUUGACACAAUUCCGAAGUAUCUGCAGUGGAUCUCUUAUGUGUCUUAUGUCAGGUAUGGUUUCGAAGGAGUGAUUCUGUCCAUCUAUGGGAUGAAUCGUUCAGAGCUGGAGUGUCCGCGCAAGGUGUGUCGUUUUCAACAGCCUGAAGACGUUCUUCACUUCUUGGACGUAGGAGAUGCAAAACUCUACAUGGAUUUCAUCGCUUUAGGCAUUUUCUUUCUAGUCUUACGAAUGGCCACCUAUCUUAUCCUUCGCUAUAAAAUAAAGGCUGAGCGGUAG
Messenger RNA from Dunckerocampus dactyliophorus (ringed pipefish), 1974 nucleotides. RefSeq names its product ATP-binding cassette sub-family G member 4-like. Gene Ontology annotation, molecular function: ATP binding; ABC-type transporter activity; ATP hydrolysis activity. The coding region runs from base 4 to 1974 and encodes 656 amino acids. The record is from RefSeq and is a predicted model, not a curated record. Gene Ontology annotation, cellular component: plasma membrane. The transcript is spliced from 17 exons. Lineage: Eukaryota; Metazoa; Chordata; Actinopteri; Syngnathiformes; Syngnathidae.